AUGGCGUCAGGUGAUGCCGAGAAGCACGAGCUAAACGAGCCCUGGGCUAUCUGGGAGCAGCGCGAGCAAGGGAAGAAUAUGUCGUAUGGCGACAAACUCUUCAAGCUCUGUACCUUCAGCACUGUGGAGGAGUUCUGGGGCUACUGGAACAAUAUCCCGUCACCCAGCCAAGUACUGUUUGACGGCUUCACGCGCAAGAAAUUCGCGGAUCGAACGGUAGAGGGCUUCGCAGUUUUCAAGGAAGGCAUCGUGCCUGAGUGGGAAGACCCAGAGAACAAGAAUGGCGGCGAGUGGUCCAUCCGGAAAGAGGUGGGAGCCCAGGAACUGGACGAGUUUUGGGAAAAGCUAGUGCUAGGAGCUAUUGGAGAGCUCAUUGACCCGGGCAACGAGGUGACGGGCGUUCGAGUUAUCCACAAGAACAACAAAAAAGACAAGAAGGACUCUGGCAACAACUAUCGCUAUGAAAUCUGGCUGCGAGGCUUAAGCCGCGCCAAGGCCGAUGAGAUCCGCAACAGGACGAUGGACGUGGUCAACUCGGGCAGUUCUGGGGCGCCCUGGGUGUCCAAUGAGUUUGUGUACAAGAAGCACUAA
This is a messenger RNA of Phytophthora nicotianae INRA-310, 591 nucleotides long. RefSeq lists its product as hypothetical. NCBI's taxonomy places the organism in Eukaryota, Oomycota, Peronosporomycetes, Peronosporales, Peronosporaceae. The record is from RefSeq and is a predicted model, not a curated record. Gene Ontology annotation, cellular component: eukaryotic translation initiation factor 4F complex. The transcript has 4 exons. Bases 1 to 591 code for a protein of 196 amino acids. Gene Ontology annotation, molecular function: RNA 7-methylguanosine cap binding; translation initiation factor activity. Gene Ontology annotation, biological process: translational initiation.